GAGAUCAUGCAGCAGGAGAUCAGGCCCCUGCUUGCUGUCGACAUCAUAGAGCAGCUGCAUCGGCAGUUUGCCCUGCUCUCAGGAGGAAGAGGGAAAGAUGGCGCCCCCAUCAUCACCUUCCCUGAAUACUCAGGCUUCGGCGACCUCCUAGACGAGGACUUCCAGAAUGUUGUCACAUAUCUGACUAGCAUCCCCAGUUUGGACGCUGCCAGCAUCGGUUUCGUUAUAAUCAUCGACCGCAGGCGGGACAAAUGGAGCUCGGUGAAGGCCUCGCUGACGCGGAUAGCGGGGGCAUUUCCAGGGAACCUCCAGCUGGUGUUGGUGCUGAGGCCCUCCCGUUUCUUCCAGAGGGCCAUCGCUGACAUAGGCAUUAAGCUGCACCGGGAUGACUUUAAAAUGAAGGUACCGAUUGUGAUGCUGAACUCCCUGUCUGACUUACAUGGCUACGUAGAUAAGGGCCAGCUAACAUGUGAGCUUGGUGGGAACCUGGAGUACUGUCACAGUCAGUGGAUCCACCACCGGACAGCCAUUGAGAACUUUGCUGUGACAGUGAAGACCACAGCCCAAAUGCUGCAGAAGUUUGGCACAGAUCUGGCCGAGACAGAGCUGCCUAAUGACGUGCAGUACACCAAAGACCUGCUAACUACUCACACUGAGAAGCAUGACAAACUAAAGGAUGAACUGAAAUUAGCGGUGCAACAGGGGACUACUCUGCUGGGCUGUAUCAAAGAGCAGGCCGCGAAGUCUGAGAACCACAAACUAAACCCAGACGAGAUGGAGAACCAGACUACAGUGGAAAGGUUGUUGGCCCAGCUGGAUGAGACAGAAAAUGCUUUUCAACAGUUCUGGUCCAAACAUCACCUCAAACUGGAGCAGUGCCUGCAGUUACGCCAUUUUGAACAUGACUUCCGAGAGGUGAAAGUGUCAUUGGACAGUCUGAUGGACACUCUGACUUUCCUGUCAGAUAUUGGGGACUGUGUCACCCGAGUGGAGAUGUUACUGAACGACCUCAAUACCUUAGAGGAGAAGGCUCAGGAGUCGUUAGAGAAGGCCCAGCUCCAUGCCCUACACGGGGACCAGCUGAUCCAGAGCAACCACUAUGCUGUGGACUCCAUACGGCCCAAGUGUGUGGAGCUCCGACGCAUCUGUGACGACUUCACCAACGAGGCCAAGAAGAAAUACGAUAUCCUCUCCAAAUCAAACCAAAUACACAAAGGCAUAGACAAGGUGAACCAGUGGUGUGAGUCGGGGGUGUAUCUGCUGGCCUCUCAGGCAGUGGACAAGUGCCAGUCCCAGGAUGGGGCUGAGGCAGCGCUGCAGGACAUUGAGAAGUUCCUGGAGACGGCCAAGGAGAACCAACUGAGUGACCUCAAGAACAUCCACAACCAGUAUGAGCUAGUCCUCAACGCUGAAGUCAAGGCCAAUGUAAAGAAGGCUCUAAAAAGGUUGGACGAUGUACAGGAGAUGUUUGAGAAGAGACAGGUCAGUCUGAAGAAGCUGUCGGCCAAACAGACCCGGCCCAUCCAGCCUGUGGCACCCCGGCCUGAGUCCUCUCCCAAUCGCCACGCGCCCUCCAAAACACCCAGGACCACCGGCCCUGCCCCUGCACUCAGUCGAAGGACCUCAGAGAACUCCAGUGCCACAAAGCAGCCCACGGAGGCUGAGCUUGCCAAAAAGAAAAAUUUAAGUCGCAAAGUCAAAGGGAGCCUCAAGAUUGAGGUAAUGCAUGAGGCAAGCCAGGGAGGCUCCAGCCACAUCCUGGUGACGAACGAGACAGAGGAGAGUCUUUCAACCAGGCGGAGACACAUCAUGAAUGAGCUGAUUGAAACUGAGAGGCUGUACGUCGAGGAGCUGCAGAGCAUCAUGGAGGGGUACGCUGCCGAGCUGGACAACACAGAGCUUUCCCCCCUAAUCCCUACAGCACUGGAGAACAAGAAAGAUGUGCUUUUUGGCAAUCUCCCAGAAAUAUAUGAAUUUCACAACAGGACUUUUUUCAAAGAGCUUGAAAAUUGCAUGGAGAGGCCAGAGUUGGUGGGGACUUGCUUUUUGAAAAGGAAAGAAGAGCUGCAGAUCUAUGAGAAAUACUGUCAGAACAAGCCCCGAUCAGAGGCCCUGUGGAGACAGUGUGGUGACAGCCUGUUUUUCCAGGAAUGUCAGAAGAAGCUGGACCACAAACUCUCCCUGGAUGCAUAUUUACUCAAGCCUGUGCAGAGGAUCACCAAGUACCAGCUGAUGCUCAAGGAGAUGCUGAAAUGCAGUAAGAAUCAGGAGGGUACUGCUGAGUUGGAGGAGGCCCUGGCCACCAUGCUGGACAUCAUCAAAUCUGUCAAUGACUCCAUGCAUCAGAUCGCCAUAACAGGAUUUGAGGGAAACCUUAGUGAGCUGGGGAAGCUUCUGAUGCAGGGCUCGUUCAACGUGUGGACGGACCACAAGAAGGGCCACAGCAAGGUGAAGGACCUGGCCCGCUUCAAGCCCAUGCAGAGGCACCUGUUCCUCUACAACAAGAUGCUGCUCUUCUGUAAGAAGCGGGAGGAGACCACGGACGAGAAGCCAUCCCCCUCCUAUAGCUUCAAGCACUCACUAAAGAUGAGUGCCGUGGGAAUCACAGAAAAUGUCAAAGGAGACAUUAAGAAGUUCGAGGUCUGGUAUAAUGGCAGAGAGGAAGUCUAUAUCAUUCAGGCUCCCUCCAUGGAUGUGAAGAACAUGUGGGUGUCAGAGAUCCGAAAAGUUCUGACGGGCCAGCUCGAAGCUUGCAGAGAGGCUAGUCAACUCCAUCAGAAGAUCACUGAGAAUGUGUAUCAUGCUCCCAUGAGAAACAUGCGCAAAAUGGCCCUGAGGCAGUCGGACUCGUCUAGCCCGGAGACAGGCUUCAGGAGGAGCAACCCCAGCCCCAACAUGAGACAGAAACGAGGCUGGACACAACGUUGUUUGCCUUCAAUGGACACAGAGGACUUUGAAACCAUCCAUUCGAGUGCAGAGGAGCUCUCCAACUCUUCGGAUGGUGAGGACCAGUCCAGUAAUAAAAAUGUGGACAAUGAUCGCUUCCGUGUCCAGUUGACGUACGAGUCGAGGACAGCGCAGGACCUGUCUCUGGAGUCAGGAGAUUUAGUACAGUUCCUGGAUCAGGCAGAGAAUGGCCACUGAUAUCUUCAGUGACAUGUGCACAGCAGCUCUGUCUGACUCAGAGGAAAAUGAAACCAGUACGUGGGGAGAUGUAUCUCAGGAAAGUAGAUAAGCAUGAUGGACCAUUUGGCCAUGAACUUCUGGAACAUGCUGUUUGCCCAACUUGGUCAAGUUUCAAAGUGGGGGAGCAAUUUCAGCUGCUGUGCUCAGACAGAGAAAAAGCAAGUCUGAAGUCAAGUCAAUAGUGGUGUAGGUGCCCUCUGUUGUUGCUAUGCUACACUGAAAAUAAGACUUUUGCUCGGGUCAGCUUCUGAGAUUAAAGAAAAUAACUUUUACCACCAUUUUGCCAUGUGUCAAACCCUGUACUUGAUUAGUGCUCUCAAAGAUAUUCUGAUGUGCCUUUGCUGCACACCACACUCCCUCCUGUGGCCUAAUCAAGGGUGUAUUCAUUAUGUCUUGCAACGGAAACCGUUUACCGUUUAAGAACCAAACAGAAACAAACAGAGCAAACAGAAUGAAAUGGGUAGGGAAUUACCUGAAUUUGUCCAAUAGAAACUUUAGUUUUUGUUGGAAAACGUUUUGCAACAGAAUAGGCAUAAUGAAUACACCCCAGGUAACCUUUUGUGAGGAGGGUCAUCCUGAACACAGUGGGCCAGGAAGUACCACCAUGGAAACUGGAGAUUUCUCCAUCGAGGGGGAAUAUGUUUGAUCUAUAGACUUAAUUGGAGACAAGCUUGAUUGUAUUCUUACCUUUUAAAAAUCCUUAAAAUAUAAAUUUCUUCAAACUUUGUUUCGUCCUGCUGAAUUCCUUGCCCGUUCAGUUGUUUUAUAAAUAACUGAGGGAUUUCUCAUUUUGCAAGAGAUAUUAUUAUAUUCCCUGAACAACAUAAAUAGCUCUUUACUUCAUCUUAUGUACACACAUGUAAUAUAUAUUUUUUUUUCACUAGUGUAAAAUUUGUCUAUAACUAUUCUAUAAAUAUCAAUUCCCAACUGAUCAUUAUAUAAGUAUUCAUGCCAUCUUCUUUCAGAUUUUGGCUUGUGCCUCCCCAUUGGAUUCAUCUCAAAUCUACUGUAUGUCCUGGUUGGAAUGUAGUGAAUUCACCCAUGAAAUAGCAUCUUAUGGUUGAUUAUGAUUACAGGCAUUGAACAUAGCAUUGAACUUAUUCUAACAAUGCACUAUCAUUGUAAUGAAAAUAUUCAAAUUUUACUGUACAGAAUAUUUAUUGCUAUACGCUAUGUUCCCAAUAUAUAAUGUUUUACUAUUAUACAUAUUUAAGAACUAGCUAAGAGCCAUCAUAUGACUCAUAUGAUCCUUCAACAGUUUAUCAUCUGACUUUUGUAUAAAUAUCAGUGUUUCUAAGCCAUAGAAUGGCAUUGAAUGCCCCAGAUAUUAUAUAACAUACCUGAGAUUGUCUACGGCCACAGUAUAGCAAUCUUGUAAUAUAAAGAGCCUCAAAAAGCUGUAUUGCUACUGCAAACAUUUUUGUAUUUAUUUAUUUGACUUUUAUAUCCAGGUUAGUCAUUGAGAAGCAAUUAUUUUUCACAAUAACAACAUAUUAUUCAAUGAACUUGUCGCAUCAUCUCAAUGUGAUUAAAUCUUCUCUGAAUAUGACCGUCAAGGAACAUUUCAACAGUGUUUUAACAAUUUGGUGUGUUUUAAGAAUUGGAAGACACUGAAAGUUAUCAGCACAUUCUCAAAGGGACUGAAGACAGAGGAAACUCUUGAUGCAGUGUGGUAAAUCCUGGUGAUGGAAUGUGAAGAAGAGGUCUGGACCUUUGCAAAAAAAUAUCUAAGACGUUAUGAAAUUCAGUCAAAAGGCAAUGAAUUCCCACAAAGAAGCUGCCUUUUUAGACAGGUUUUUGACUCAAUUGUGAUGAUUUAAGGCUGUGUUAAAAUGAAAUGUCAUUAUUUACGGUGAAAUCAGAAUAAAUCUGUGACUGUUUUUAUGGACCAUGCCA
Messenger RNA from Salvelinus namaycush (lake trout), 5082 nucleotides. RefSeq names its product MCF.2 cell line derived transforming sequence-like 2 (gene mcf2l2). Bases 7 to 3144 code for a protein of 1045 amino acids. The record is from RefSeq and is a predicted model, not a curated record. Gene Ontology annotation, cellular component: cytoplasm. Gene Ontology annotation, molecular function: guanyl-nucleotide exchange factor activity. The transcript is spliced from 28 exons. Gene Ontology annotation, biological process: intracellular signal transduction. Lineage: Eukaryota; Metazoa; Chordata; Actinopteri; Salmoniformes; Salmonidae.